This is a messenger RNA of Microcebus murinus (gray mouse lemur), 2157 nucleotides long. The record is from RefSeq and is a predicted model, not a curated record. NCBI's taxonomy places the organism in Eukaryota, Metazoa, Chordata, Mammalia, Primates, Cheirogaleidae.
AUGGGCGACCUGUUCAGGGAGCGCACGGAGCGGCUGCUGGCCGACUACCUGGAGUACUGCGCCAGGGAGCCGGGCACCCCGGGGCUGCCGCCGUCCUCGCUGGAGGCGGCCGCGCUGCGCCUCGCAGCCACCAAGAUUCGGCAGAAGCACGCGUCUUUCUUCUCGGCCUACGUGGGCUACCCGGGGAACCGCGUCUCCCUGAUGGAGCGGAUGGCGGAGGCCGUGCUCUCCGACAGCCUCAGCUGGGGCCGCGUGGUGAUGCUCCUGACCUUCGCGGGGACGCUUCUAGAGAGAGGGCCGCGGGUGACCGCCUGGUGGAGGAAGUGGGACCUCAAGCCGCAGCUGAAGGAGGGGGAUCCCGAAGUCGCCCGGGACUGCCAGCGCCUGGUGGCCCUGCUGAGCGCUUGGCUCGCGGGGCAGCACCGCGCCUGGCUGCAGGCGCAAGGUGGCUGGGUGAGCGCGUCGCUGCGCGGGGACUUCGGAUUUGGGGUGCGGGGUGGGGGGCGAGGUCCCUCGAAAGAAGCAAGGCUCCUUUUAGCGGGACUGGGACGCUGGGUGUGAAGUCCAAGUUUCUCAGACUGGCAGGGAUCGGCCUUGUGAACCCAUUCGGAGGCAGCUGCGCCUGACUUGGGUCCGCAUGGUCCGACCUUGCUCUCGCCUUGGUCCGCCCUCGGGGGGCUCUCAGGAAGCGCCCACCUUAGGUCUGGAUGCUUUGCCCGUGUAGACAUCCCCGACUAGGACAGUGAGCAGCGGGGGGCCCGGGCCACGUGGGGUUUGUCCUCCGCCUAUCAAAUGCACGUCUGGAGAUACUCAGACCCUCUGAUCGAACACAGCCCUUAUCAGGAGGAGCCCAGGCCACCGGGGCUGGAAUGUGCGUGGUCGCCAGUUGGCGCUGACUGGUUAAGGUUAAGGUCUCAAGAAGAGUUAAGGAAUCUUAGGCCAGUGUUUUAAGUCAUGACAAGUACUCAGAAGUGUUAGGACAAGGACACAGAUGGCUCUUCUUUGAGCGGGGAAAUCAGAGUCCUAAAGGCUCAUGGCUCCAAAGAAUUGCAGAAGAAACUGCAUCCCAUUAAAUGGGAAUAUGGUGCUAUUUGCUUAACUCUUUUUGAGACAAAGUCCAAGUUGGUCAUGAAUUCCUGAGCUCAAGCUUCUGCCUCUCUAGUGGUUUGGGAUUGCAGGCGGGCACCAGAUCACCCGGCUGGUUCCUUAACUCCUAAUCCACUGUACCCAGCCCUCAGUAGGGACAUAUGCCUCUUGGGUUCUCACUAGGCCCCCUGUUUCUUUCUUCUCCUUAUUGGAGUUGAAUCAAUGCUGAAGUGACUCGUGUUAUGGGAUAAAUAUAGCCAAAUUAUUAAAACCAGGGAUAUAAAAGAUAAUUUAGCCUCCUGUUGGCAGUUUCCAUUUAGGCAUCUUAUAGUGGCUAAUUGGGUUCCAUUUGAGGGCAAAAGGUAGCAUGACGUGUUAGCAUUAACUCCGGCACCAUUCCCGGUGUUGGUCUUCCACCUUCUGCAUCCAUCCUUGAUCUACCUCAGCUGAGUUCUAAGAACCUCACCUGAGCCGUUUGUCUCAACAGGUAUCUACACCUAAAGAGAAAAUGGGGGAUGGAGGGCAUUGUUUUUUUUUUCUUUUUUUUUUGACCGCAUUUUUUUGGCUAAUCAGCACUGACUAAAGAUUAGUCUCUUAAUGUCAAGAAGCCAAAAUUCUCAAAUUGGAUACACAGGAUUUCCCCGCACCUCUGCCAGCUGCAGUUAAAAUACCACAGCCUGGAGUUCCACUCCCUUCCUACAUGGAGCCGCUUGCUCCAUUCUCAGGUGAUAACUUUUCAAUCUAGUGCUUUGACAGUUUCCCUAAUGGCACCUUUUUCUCAGAAACCAUGAGAUAGUAGUCCACCUUCCUCUUGGUUUGGAAUCAAAAUGAGCGUUCCUGCUCUAAGUGACAAAGCUAAAUGGCUGCUUCUGUCCACCUCCCUGGACUACUUCCUACGAAUCCUAAAUCCUCAAGGGUUCCCAAUUAGAGGAAUUCUGCCUAUUGGUCAGAAUUUCAUUUCCUCUUACUCUCUGAAUCGAAGUUGUUCUACUGUUUAAAGUGGAAACUUCUGUGUAUUUGGAGCAUCACGAAGCAAUAUAAUUCUUUUCUCUCUCUCCCAUGUAGGAUGGC